UGAUUUGUUUAAAUACCGUCAAGACGUACAGCUGAUAAAUCUGAUAAAUUCGCUUUUUAAUAUGUAAGAGGUCUUUUUUAUUUGAACUAAACCCCAUUUAAAGUGUAACAAAACUUGGAUUCGCUUUUAAAAGAGAUAAAAAAAAUGAACAAUUGAGUAAAGGUUGUCCAGUGUAAACGGCACUUUAUAAUUGCAAAACCACAACAUUGAUGAAAUGCUGGAGCUGCUGAGCAGGAUUCGCCCGACAAGGCUGCCAUGGAGGAGCUGCAUGUCCUUGGCUAUUCAACCGGUACAGAGACGCCCCCUCGCAACACAAUCAGCCGGCAAAAGUACGGCAAACGACCUCGCCGGAUUCACCGAGUGGCGGACAGUCUAUAGCCUGCCUUCCAUACGGAUUGUGGCCGCAUUCAGUAAGCUCAAGGUCUACCAGGCGGUCAUCACGGCAGCCGGAACGCCCAUAGCCUUUGCUUUGGGAAACGCCGGACAGCUGAGCACGGAUGCCCUGGCCAUUUACGCCGCCGUGGGAAUCAGUGGUCUGGUCACCCUCACACUCGCCAGCUUUGCCGCCAAGAACCUCGUGGGCUUCAUCUACGUCAACGAGCAGCAGGAUCUGCUGAAGCUGGCCUACGUCGACUUCUGGGGACGACGACAGGAGACGCUGGUGGACACCGACGAUCUGCUACCUAGCUGGGAACUGGGCAGCCCGUCCCGUUUGAGGUUCGUUUCGACCAUCUGCCUGCGCAGCGAUCCUAAACAGCGGUACAAGCUGCUGAAUCGCUUUGGCCAUGUCAGCGAUCCCCACGUCUUUGAGGGCCUCUUUGGAACUGAUUGAAGUUAGUUUUAUAUAGUUGUUGUACCGGAGAAAUCCACUUGUUUAUAUCUGAAUUACAAAAUCAUGUUAUCAUGUA
Molecule: messenger RNA, 908 nt
Organism: Drosophila gunungcola (fruit fly)
Lineage: Eukaryota; Metazoa; Arthropoda; Insecta; Diptera; Drosophilidae
Product: transmembrane protein 186
Exons: 2
Coding region: 215-832 (205 amino acids)
Cellular component (GO): mitochondrion
Source: RefSeq, a predicted model, not a curated record